UUUUCUUUCAAGACGAUCUAACUGUGUUGCAAUGGGCAAACAAACUCAUAAGAAAAAGGCCGGCAAGCGAGCAAAUCCUUUAGCAACCUCGCAGGUUCCGAAUGGAAUGGCCGAGAUUGUUCCGAAGGAGGAAGAGAUUAUUCCCAUUUUGCAGAAGCUCUCUUCUUCUAGUGGAGGUGAUAGAGCGUGGGCAACAGCCGGUAUCUCAAACUUGCUGGUAGCGAAUGCUCCCACACGAAAACUGCUUCUCUCGAAAGGCGUCGCUACUCUCUUGAUCGAACGACUCACCGAUCCAGAGUACGCCGUCGUUCAAGAGGCACUGGGCGCACUGAGAAAUUUAACGGUAGUGGAUGAUACUAUAGCGCCAACCCUGUUCGCAGGAGAUAUUUUGACUCCCAUUUCAUCGUUGAUCCCCAAGGUGUCUACUGUCAUCCAUAAGGUGUUGACAGACGAACCUGUUGUAGAUGAGGAAGACAAGGAGAUGCGCAAAGGAAUUUGGGAUUUCGCAGAAAACUUGAUUUCUAUCAUGUGGAGUUUGAGUGAGGCAUCCGAGAACCAUCUCAAAUCCAUCAACAGACUUAACAUCAUUACAUUUUUGACCUCAUUCAUGACUUCGGCUGAUAAGUGCCCACUCAAGGUAGUCGUUGCAGCUGGUCAAUGUUUGAACACACUUACUGAUGACAAUAAGGACAUCUACAUUGAAUUUCAAAAUCACCCUGAAUACAUUGACAUGCUCGUAUCCAUCGUGAAGAACUUGACAGAUGAGGACAAAAUUCUUGUGCGAAUACUUGCUUGUGCUACACUACUUAAUGUUCGCGAGGCGGUGCAAUCCACUGGAUCAUGGGACGAAGAAAGUGAUCCAAUUGCAGAGAUGAACAAGUCUAUAUUACCUAUUCUUGUGGAAGCUUUGAAUUUCGACAUAGAGAAGGCUUCUGAAGAAUGCAUUCAGGCUGUUAACAGUGGGAACUUGACCAAGGAUGAUCAGACUGGUGAAAUAUCUGCCAAGCCUAAGCAACCGCUGACAAACGAGGAUGAAUUGGUGCAAAAGGUUCAAGAGCGUCUCACUACCCUCCAAUUGGCAUUAGAGUUGAUCUCCAACAUUUGUAUACAAGAUAAUACCGAAGACGAUGGCAAGAUAUCCUAUCCUCCUCAAGAAACCCCUGCCAAAUAUGCACCACAGAGUAUUGAAAGCAGCAUCAUCAAUGCCUUCUCCAACACUCAUUUGCGCGCCAUCGAAUGUUUGAACAACUUUUUAUUGACCAUGAAUGAUCUGCCUUCCAAGUUUUGGUUUAAGGAAAAGAAGGAAGAUGCUCAGAAUGCUUGGAUUUGGUUAUUCCAAACUGCUGGCGGCGUUGCAGGAUCCGGUGUUGCGGUGGGAGACGAAGAGCCUGGUCAAGAGCUUCGUGGCGCUGUACUUGAAGCAAUUGUUGGAUGUCUGUGGGCUCUUGCCCGUGGACUUGGCCAAGAUAUUGUCUUACAAGGUUUCCACGUACCUGCCCUCCAAGGUGCUUAUAACUCCUGUGCUCGUGAUUCACUACGCGUCAAGUGUGUGGGAACUCUCGGUGUGAUCGCGAUGCGACAAGGUGAUAUUGAAAACAACAAGAACAUUGGAGAUUUCUUUAUCAAGGCAUUGAAAGAACUGCCUCCCAAGGGCUCAACCACCACCGAUGCAGCCACCGAAAUAUUAAACGCCCUUUUCGACGUCUAUGGCGAUUGUGCAUUUGACUAUGACUUGCCUGUCUUUGUCAACGGCGGCUAUUUAUCUGCCCUAAAAUCCGUAUUGCCGGCGUAUAAGAAUGUCGUCAAAGCUACGGACAAGCGGAAGUUCCGGGACCUUCGUCUUCGUGCCGACGAAGCACUUGGCAACCUUAAUGCAUUCAUCCGCUACAAGACGGAUGAAAGAAAAUAGAUCGACCUCAUAUUGUAAUUUUGCUCUUAUUCCAUUUUCCCCCUUAAAUCAACAAUAUAAAAAAUAAAAGUAUGCAUCCCCCAUUAUCGUAUUACCAUGUCAA
This is a messenger RNA of Umbelopsis ramanniana AG, 2012 nucleotides long. RefSeq lists its product as uncharacterized. NCBI's taxonomy places the organism in Eukaryota, Fungi, Mucoromycota, Umbelopsidomycetes, Umbelopsidales, Umbelopsidaceae. The record is from RefSeq and is a predicted model, not a curated record. Gene Ontology annotation, biological process: ribosomal large subunit biogenesis; protein import into nucleus. Bases 32 to 1909 code for a protein of 625 amino acids. The transcript is spliced from 12 exons.